Molecule: messenger RNA, 1170 nt
Organism: Trypanosoma conorhini
Lineage: Eukaryota; Euglenozoa; Kinetoplastea; Trypanosomatida; Trypanosomatidae
Exons: 1
Source: RefSeq, a predicted model, not a curated record
AUGCCAAAAUCCAAGGAGGCCCCCAAGGAGCUUGCCGAGGUGAAGAGGAACCUCGAGCAAGUUGAGCGGUCACAGAAGGCGCUCAGUGAUAUUGAGGGCAAUCUGAAGAAGUAUCUGGGGGCCACAAUGAAGAUGAUGGGGUGCCUUGACAGCACCGGAAAAUGCAUUCAGGACGCGACGGCGGCGAUGACAGUACACUUGGAGGAGCGCCGGCAAAGUGCCUUUUGCCGUGAGCAAUGCAUGCCCGUGGACACCCUGCACCAGGUGGCAAGGCUGCUGGCGUCGGCGAUACGCGACCUGCAGGACGGCAGCGCGCUCGCCAUGUACAAGGAGACCCUGCACAAGCACAUUUUUAGCCAUAUGGGCCGACUGCGGAAGUCGGCGAAGGAGUCCUUAGGGGCGGGGCGGGCGGCGCUUUCGCUCCUGAAGAAGCAGCAGGACAAAGACGCCGUCGUCGCGCGGAAGGAGAAGAAGUACGCCAAAAUGAAUAAGAGCCUCACUGAGAGCAAGCGAUACGAGAAACAAGUGAAAGACCGCGACAAGGCCCGGAGUGCGGCGGAGGCGCAGGUGAGGAAGUUUAAUAAUUUGUACAGCUCCCACAUGGAGAGUGUGGAGGCGCUCGAGGGCGAUUUCAUGGACAGCUUCAUCGACGCCAACGCCCUGCUGCUGCAGCAGGCAAGCGGAGCCUUCAUCACCGUUGGGGAGGACGCGCUGCGCGCGUACCCGCAGCUGGCGGCGGUGCUGGUGCGUACCUCCGGCCGUGCAGCGCCGCGCGCGGUGAACGGCGGAUCGCCCCCGACGAGGAGCUCGCGGCUGAAGAUGGAGGAGGACAGUGCGGGCGCGUGGGCGAACGGCGACGCCGCAGAGAGGCCGAAUCUGGAGACGGAGCCGUUGGCUGAGGACCCCGCGCCGGGUAACCAGUACCUCCUCAACUACGCCGAGGCCGAGUCGAGAGCCUCGACGGUCAACGAUGCCCAUGAGCAGCCUCUGACAAAUCACAAGCCCCCCGAGGCGCGGGAGGCCCCGCAUGCACCCGACCACUUCGACGCUGCGGUCAGCGACGCCCAUGAGCAGCCCUUCACACAACUCCAGCCCUCUGCACCACAUGAGGCCCUGCAUGCACCCGACCACUUCGACGCUGCGGUCAACGACGCCCAUGAGCAGCCUCUG